Molecule: messenger RNA, 2199 nt
Organism: Dendronephthya gigantea
Lineage: Eukaryota; Metazoa; Cnidaria; Anthozoa; Malacalcyonacea; Nephtheidae
Product: probable ATP-dependent DNA helicase RecQ
Exons: 3
Coding region: 1-2199 (732 amino acids)
Biological process (GO): double-strand break repair via homologous recombination; DNA replication
Cellular component (GO): chromosome; cytoplasm; nucleus
Molecular function (GO): four-way junction helicase activity; ATP binding; nucleic acid binding
Source: RefSeq, a predicted model, not a curated record
AUGGCGGAAGAUGUACUGAAGUCUCUAAUUACCAUAAACCGACCUGUGCAUAAAUCCAUUUGUUUGGGGAAAGUGCUAUGUCCUCACAACGAAUGCUAUGCGAAUCAAAAAUUUUUUGACGAAAAUGGUAUUUGCCAUCACUUUCGCGUAAAACACAAGCAAGAAUUUACAACAACAGACAGAGUUGAAUCUCUUCGUCUCAGCAGAUUGUAUUAUGAACAAGAAACAAGCGAUUGCAUCAACCAAAUAUUUGAUCGGCGAAAGGUUAUAAAGGAUAAAAAUCAUAGAGAAGUUACUGUUUCAUAUUCAGGGCGUACUCUGAAGUGCCUUGCAGACGAUGAACAAGAAGCUGUUCAAUUCAUGUGUAUUUUACUAUAUCAUGGUGGAAUAUUAAAGUCAUAUUGCAAGGGUGACGAACCAUGCGACGUGUUGGCAACAAGUGAGGAGUUGCAAGUAAAAUUCCAUUGUUGGUACAUAAGGAAAGAUAAUAACCAUGGUGUAGAUUUUCAAAUGGAAGCAUUUUAUGUUAAAAGGGAACCUAGACCUAUUGUCAAUGAGUGGAUCCCUGAAACAAUUAUUCCACAAGGCAAUGGAUCAGAAGAAAGAGCUCCCAAUCAGCAAAGUAGUGACACUCACUUUGAUAUCUUACAAAAUGUUUUUGGUCAUGAAAAUUUCCGGGGAAUUCAACGAGAUGUUGUGAAGGUUAUUUCAGGAAAUAAAGAUGCAUUGGUAGUAAUUCCUACAGGUGGGGGAAAGUCAAUCUGCUACUGGGUUCCUGGUUUAGCAGUAAAUGGUGUAUCUGUGAUCAUAACUCCUUUGAUGGCUUUGAUGAAUGAUCGAAUUUCAAAGUUAAAAAGGAUUGGAAUUAGUGUGUGUUAUGUUAAUUCUAGUAUGGCACCAUAUUUAAGAGAAGUUGUAUUCCAUGAACUGACCUGUAAAUCAACGCAUUACAAGUUUUUUUAUCUUACUCCUGAGUAUGCAUUGUCUCCACCUGCUAUAGCAACAUUUAAAACUAUGGCUGAAAAUGGAACAUUGCUCAGAUUUGUUAUCGAUGAAGCACAUUGUGCUGACAUCUGGGGACAGAAUUUUAGACGCUCAUAUGGCCAGCUGUUAACACUUAAGGAGUUCAAUAAACCAAUUGUUGCAUUUACAGGGACAGCAACUAGCCAAACAGAAAAAAGAAUUGUGACAAAAUUGGGUUUACUUGAACCUGUAAUUCUUCGAUCCAGCUGUGACAGGAAAAACCUAUUUUUCAAGGUUGUUCCAAAAAGUGGACCUCAUGCUAAGGAGGAUGUUGUGAAUUACAUUAUUGAUAAUUUCAAACAAACAUGUGGAAUUGUUUUUUGCUCAAGCACAAAGGACACAAUUGAGUUAGCCUAUUUAUUUAAAUCAAAAGGUUUAGCAACAGUCUAUUACCAUGGUCAACUUGACUUCUUUGAAAAAACAGAAAAUGCUAGAACUUGGCUAUCAGGAGCAGCAAACAUUAUGUGCGCUACGAGCGCAUUUGGGAUGGGUGUAGAUAAACCGAACGUUCGUUUUGUUGUUCACCUUACCAUACCCAAAACAUUAGAAUGUUAUUAUCAAGAAGCAGGAAGGGCUGGGCGAGAUGGAGAGAGGGCAGAUUGUGUUUUGAUGUUUCGAUUCGAAGAUAGAAAUAAACUGCUACAAUUAAUUCUCAAGUCAAGCGUUGAGGAACAAGUGGAGUCCCAGAUAAAUGGAUUGAAUCAAGUUGUUUCUUAUGGUAUGUCAUCUUUAUGUAGACGAAAAAUCAUAAUGGAUUAUUUUGAUGAUAAAUCUAAAGUUGUCUGUGAUAAAAACUGUGAUAAUUGUUUGAAAAUGCCCCCAACACAACGAAAUCUAACAAAGGAAGCUAUCAAUAUAUGCCAAUGUGUAAAAGAAAUGCAAUCUGUAAAUGCCAAAAUCAGUGUGAAACAGCUCGCUCUAACCUUCAAGGGAUCGAAGUCCAAACGUGAAGUUGAAAGCAAAGGCUUUCACCUUAUUCCAGCUUAUCGCAUUGGGGAAAACGCAUUUAAGAAUGAUUGUGAUGUUAUAAAAUUUGUUCAUUAUCUGAUAAUCAACGAUAUUUUAAUGGAGAAUCUCCGUGGUGUGGAUGAAAGAUUCAUUUCACCGUUCAUUACGUUAGGAAGGAAAGCUGACGAAUUGAACAAUGGGCAAAUGCAAAUGCUUUUGCCACUGUAA